AUGUCGACAGCUCCGGACCCCAAGAUUCAAGACCUGCUCAACAAGCCCAAGAACGAGCUCACUGAAUAUGAGGUCGCUCAGGUCGAAGAGCACGAGCUCACCGCCGGCCCGCUGUCUCUUCUGCAGACCGCCACCCGCACACACACCCAGGUCCUGAUUUCCUGCCGUAACAACCGCAAGCUCCUGGCCCGCGUCAAGGCCUUUGACCGACACUGCAACAUGGUUCUCGAGAACGUCAAGGAGAUGUGGACCGAGAAGCCCAAGGGCAACAAGGGCAAGGGUGUGAACAAGGAUCGCUUCAUCAGCAAGAUGUACGUUCGGGCCUCCGCUGCUAUCUGCUAUCGAUACCGCACACCUGUUGAUUCUUUAUUUUAUGUGCUACUGUUCCUGCGCGGCGACUCCGUCAUCCUUGUCUUGCUGAGCUGA
Molecule: messenger RNA, 426 nt
Organism: Penicillium maclennaniae
Lineage: Eukaryota; Fungi; Ascomycota; Eurotiomycetes; Eurotiales; Aspergillaceae
Product: mRNA splicing protein SMD2
Exons: 4
Coding region: 1-426 (141 amino acids)
Biological process (GO): RNA splicing; spliceosomal snRNP assembly
Cellular component (GO): U1 snRNP; U2 snRNP; catalytic step 2 spliceosome
Molecular function (GO): RNA binding
Source: RefSeq, a predicted model, not a curated record